GUGACCUUAUCAUUCAAGAUACUCCCUAUGUGGCUGUGGUGGAUGAUACCAAUCUUUCUGUAGCUUGCAGUGGUUGUCUUUCUAAAGGUGGUAGACUAUUAUGUUGUUCAAGUUGUAAUGUGAUUCACUAUUGCUCUGAGGAAUGUAAACGUAAGGAUCGAUUAUACCACGAGCAUGAAUGUAAAUCAUUUGUCAGGCUAAAAAGAACACCACCAACUUCAAUUCGCUUAAUAUGUCGAAUAUUGAUGCAUCGAAUGAACGAUCCGGCAUCUUUCAAAGAUAUUGAAAACCUCCAAACCAAUCGAACAAUGUUUAAACAAGAACAAAUUGAAACAUUCGCACAAAUGUCCAUGGUAGUUCGAGAAUGUAUCUCUCAAGAUGCUUUGCUAUCAGCUUCAGAAAUGUUGGAUUUAUUUUGUCGGAUGACCGAAAAUAGUUUUUCCAUCUUGGAUGGAGAAAUGAUUGCUUUUGGAGUCGGCAUUUAUCCUAAUGCUUCUUUAUUAAAUCAUUCUUGUCGUCCCAAUUGUGUUGUUAUUUUUGAAAAUUCAAAAUUAAUGGUUCGAUGCAUAGAACCAAUAAAUAAUGAUCAGGAGCUAGUUAUUAAUUAUGUAGACCUGAGUCUACCAGUAGAAGAACGGCGUAAAGAAUUGCGAAAGCAAUACUUUUUUUUAUGCAAUUGUGAAUCUUGCGAAUACUAUAAGUCUAAAGAUAAUAUUGACCCGCGAAGUGCGCUGAGAUGUCAAAAUUCCCAAUGUUCUAAUGCUAUAGAACCACCAAGUUCAUUGGAUUUAGGUGAAGAAGAAUAUACUUCAACAUGUAAAGUCUGUUUCCGCAAUAUACGUUACGAUGUAGCAGAUGUGGAAAAACGUAUAUCCAAGUCUCUUCAAUUAUAUGAAAAGGGCGAACAAGAUAAUUUACAAGCCAUGUCAUAUUUUAAACAAGCCUUUGAAAUUCAAAAACCGCUUCUCCAUAUGGCUAAUUAUAAUUUAAUAUCUACUCGUAAAGCUUUGUUUGAUAUCUAUUGUAAUUUAAAUGAUUGGCCAGCGGCGCUUUCUCAGUCUUUGGCAAUUGUUGAGGCUUAUCGCAUUUUAUAUUCUCGAGCACAUCCUUUACUUGGAAUUCAAAUUUACGCUACUGCGAGAAUACAUAUGUCGAUGGAUAAUGUUGAUAUUAAUAAAAUUGUUGAAUUACUUCGAGAAGCUUUUAAGAUAUUGGAAGUAUCACAUGGGUUUAAACAUCCUUUUACAAAAAUGGUAGAGAUGAAUUUAUGGGAUGCUCAUGGUGAACUUAAUAGUAAAAAAAGUUGA
Molecule: messenger RNA, 1307 nt
Organism: Dentiscutata erythropus
Lineage: Eukaryota; Fungi; Glomeromycota; Glomeromycetes; Diversisporales; Gigasporaceae
Source: the annotation of a GenBank genome assembly